Paramisgurnus dabryanus is the source of this 1245-nucleotide messenger RNA. Its product is annotated as C-type lectin domain family 4 member D-like. NCBI's taxonomy places the organism in Eukaryota, Metazoa, Chordata, Actinopteri, Cypriniformes, Cobitidae. The record is from RefSeq and is a predicted model, not a curated record.
UAUAUAAACAACAUCACCGCUGUGAACAGAAGUUUGCAGUGUGUUUGUUCAAGUGUCCCAACAUGAACAUGAACACAGAGAGAAUGAAUGAUAACGAUGGACCUGACCCGGAUUCGGCUGAUUACUGCAAUGAUGCAGAUGUGCAACAUUCAGUUUUAAACAAUCCACGAAAUAAUGGAAAGCGACCAUUUUGUCAAAACCCCUUUAAGGUGGCAACCGCAUGCCUGACUGCCUUCUGUCUCCUUUUACUCAUGGUCCUGGUGGUCACAAAGUAUCACAGUAAGAGUUCAUCUGUUCAGGAUCUCCCCUCCAGUCCUGCUGAACCUCAAAUGUUUUUUGCCUGCCCCAAUGUGGACGAUCUGAAGGCAGAACUGCAGACUUUGAGAAAAGCGAAUAGUGACCUGGAGGAAGAGAGGUCACAGCUGAAGAUCAAAAUCACUGCGCUAGAAGCAUCGACUGCCACAAAAUGCACUCCAGUGACAGCGACAGGUCCCUGCCCAGUUGACUGGCAUUAUUUCGAAGGCAGCUGUUACUACAUCUCAGAAGACAGCGAAAGCUGGCCAGAGAGUCAAGCUUACUGCAAACUACAAGGAGGACACCUGGCUAUCGUCACUACAGCUGAUGAACAGACUUUUAUUUGGGACCUGCUGCCACGUGGUUUCUGGAACGCCUACUGGAUUGGCAUAACUGAUGAAGAGACAGAAGAUGACUGGCGCUGGGUGGAUGGAACCAAACUGGUUGGAGGUUUCUGGGAAGAAGGCGAGCCUAACAAUGACAUUAAUGAGGACUGUGUCAACAUGGUAAAAACUACGGUUUUAAGUCGCGUAGCUACAAAGAGCUGGUACGAUGCCCCAUGUGACAUGUCCAGACCCUUUAUCUGUGAGAAGAAGGCAGAUGUGUCCUCUUAAUCAUCAUCAUCCAUCUCAUAUCAUCAUCUUCAUCUCCAACAGAACUUCAUAAAUGUUUAGUUUCAAGGUGUUUUUGAUAAGAAAUGUUGCAGAAUGAAGAAGGAUUACUGAUAUGAGUUAUGAUUGUACUUUGUAUGCUUGAUCUCAGGAUUUAAAUAUUUUUAAUCCAUUUUAAACCGUCUACUGUUUUAGGGUCACUUACUUAACCUUCUAAGACCUGAUGUGUUAAAAAUGUUCACAAAAAAAAAGUGAUUUUAGUAAAUCAGUAAAGUAAGUCAUUCAAAAUAAUUUGUCUUUAUUUGUUUUCAAGUAAAAAUAAAUUCUUAAAAAACAAAAA